Messenger RNA from Pecten maximus, 950 nucleotides. Its product is annotated as 39S ribosomal protein L51, mitochondrial-like. The transcript is spliced from 4 exons. NCBI's taxonomy places the organism in Eukaryota, Metazoa, Mollusca, Bivalvia, Pectinida, Pectinidae. Bases 189 to 848 code for a protein of 219 amino acids. Gene Ontology annotation, biological process: translation. Gene Ontology annotation, molecular function: structural constituent of ribosome. The record is from RefSeq and is a predicted model, not a curated record. Gene Ontology annotation, cellular component: mitochondrial large ribosomal subunit.
CGACACUGGUAAAAACUUUAUCUUGAACUCGUACCAGCUUCUGAAUGGUCCCCUAAAUGUUUGAAGGUAGAUCAUGGUCACAAAGCAGCUUGUUUAAUCACGAAGAAGAACACGAAUGGUUAGUUAUUUUAUGGUAUUUAGAUGAACUUUAAGGGAGAAUUAGACAACUGAUCCAAACAACACAUACCAUGGCCUGUAGUUUAGGAAAAUUACUUGGCUAUCUACCAAAACCUUGUGCUGCGUCAUUUUCUAAACUCUCUAUUGCUCCAUUGUUGGUAAAAAAAGAGCCAUUACUGAUUCGUCAGCCAUUGGUGUCAUGUAUGCCAGUGUCGUGUUGUAGUACCUGGUCACAACGCCAAAAACCCAAAGCCAACAAGAAGAAAAAAUUUGAAAAUGAAGAUCACUCUCAAAUUCCCGGAACAAGGUUUCAAGAUGGACCAAACAAAUACCAGCCAAAGUCACCAUUCAAGAUCAGUACCCCGAGGUCAUAUGGAUUUCAUGAAAACUUGUUCAAGGGAGGUGUUCUUCCACGUGAUGACAAGCCAUUCAGGAGCAUGAAAAAAUAUAGACCAGUUAAUAGGUGGGAUGAAAAGCACUCCUUAUUUGGACAGAAUGACUACAUAGAUAUUCUCGGAGAUGGGGAUGUCCACCCUGCAGAUCUUCAAAAGGGUCCGUCUUGGCUUAUUGGUCAGAAAGACAGGUCUGAACUACACCGACUAGUCAGAAGACUUCGUAUGACAGGGGGCAAGAUGAAGAACAUGUAUCCAUCUAAAUAUGAGGCCAUGAACAAGAGAGUGCAGUAUCUAUAUAGGAGAUAUAACAAACACCGAUCUCCUAAAAUAAGUUAAAGGUUUAGACAUGAAAUUUAAAGUAAGAGUUUUCACAUUGGGGAUUUAUUAUUGUGCAUGUUUACAGGUGACAAGAUAUUGAAAUUAAAUUUUAUAAUUGAA